AUGAGCUUUUCUCUUGAUCUGAUUCCUCGGAGUCAAGAAGAAGUCGCAGAAUCACUGUCUAGUGACAUCGAUCAGGAUAUACCAAUACCUCCUGAAGAAGUGGCAAAUUUACUAGUUAAUGGAAACCCACAGUCUAUUGAAGAGUAUAGUGAACAUUUACACAAAAUUUCAAUCAUUCUUUUUGAAGGAUCUUUUAAAGAACAUAGUAUAGAGUUGAAAAAUAAGUUUUACUCCUUAAUGGAUCGUCUAGAGGAUUUCAUAAACUUGGAAGAUCCAAUUCACUCCAAAUUAUAUUUGAUAGUUGAGAGAAAUUUUGACAUAUUCAUUAAAAUAUCUAUUGGUCGAGAUCAUGUUGAUUUGUCAACAAGAACAAUUCGAUUUUUAACAAGAGUAAUUAUGAACUUGAACUAUUGGGAGGUGUAUAAUUUACUAACCUGGAAACCUGCUAUAUAUCAUUUUCUUACGGUGAUACAAUUUGAUUUAAGUGAAUGUUAUGCAAAAUUUAUUAGUGACUACUCGAAGUACAACAGCAUUGAAAUUGCUCAAGAGGAGCCUGUUUUGAAACGAACUAUAAAAAGGACUAGGAGAGAAAGAGAGGAAACACCUGAGUCAGACAGCUCUACGUCAUUGACUAAUGAAGAUAAUUCGAUCAGAUCGAGCUCUAAUACUCCGUCAUCACUAUUUUUAACUAGUGUUCCAAAUGAAGAACAUGACAAAUUUGUAUCAGAAUCUUUAGCUGGACUAACCCCCAAAGAAAAAAAGAGAAUACGAGCUGACGCCAAGCUCGCUGCUCACAGAGUGAUUAAGAAACCUGCGGCAAAACCCUCUAACAAGUCUUCUAACUAUGAUCCAGAUGUUGUACACGAAUGUCAGCUACCGUCGGCUGAUGAACCGGGUAAGCUUUGUCUUCGUCGUUUCUCAAGAAAGUACGAAUUGAUUAGACAUCAGGAGACAGUACACUCAAAGAAAAAGAAGUUAUUUAAGUGCUAUGUUUGUGUGAAGCAAAACCCAAACAUUGGACCGAGGAUAUUUACUAGACAUGAUACUCUAGCGAAGCAUAUCAGAGUCAAUCACAAGAUCUCGGGAAAGGAAGCAAAAGCCGAGGUGGCUUAUUCAAAAAAACACGCAGAAGUUGUAGAAGAGGGUGAUAUAACGGUACAUGUUGGGCGGCGAAAAACGAAAGUUGAUUUUGAAUUGAGAGCACAUAUGGAAAAGAGAAAGAUGGCCAAGGGCCCUGAUUACGAUGACUCGGGUAACUUUGAUUCGAACAUCGAUAUUAGCGACGAUGAAAUAUUGUCAGAAUAA
This is a messenger RNA of Priceomyces carsonii, 1305 nucleotides long. It is a transcript of the gene FGR15, whose product is annotated as Fgr15p. The record is from RefSeq and is a predicted model, not a curated record. NCBI's taxonomy places the organism in Eukaryota, Fungi, Ascomycota, Pichiomycetes, Serinales, Debaryomycetaceae. The transcript has a single exon. Bases 1 to 1305 code for a protein of 434 amino acids.